UGAAAGGAGAUGAGAUGAAGCCGCUCCUUCACCUCACAUAUUUCCCAUGCUGCCUGUAGAAGCUGCACCCCCGACACAGUUACGGCACAGCAUUUCCAAGCCUGGACUAUCAGGCCUCGGAUGAAAUCUAUGGCGAUGAAUGUCUCCUCCGCUCUCUUCUUCUCGCCUUUUCUUGUCCCAACUAGAAGAGAUCCUCGGCUGCGAGCGUUCAACCCUACGGCAUCAUCGAGUUCAAUCUCCCGCAAGGAAGAUGUCGUCAUUGUCGGCGGUGGCAUCGCUGGCCUCGCCACCGCUCUUUCUCUCCACAGGCUUGGCGUCCCAUCACUGGUGCUUGAGCAAGGGGAUUCGCUUCGAGCGGGGGGGACGUCAUUGACGCUGUUUAAGAAUGGGUGGCGUGUUCUGGAUGCGAUCGGCGUAGGGGAUGAGCUUAGGAUUAGAUUUAUCGAGAUUGAGGGCCUUGUGAUGAGAUCAGUGGAUGGGAGAGAACUCCGGUCGUUCUCAUUUAAGGAAGAAGCACCAGGACAAGAAGUCCGUGCGGUUGAGAGGAAACUGUUGUUGGAGACCCUUUCAAGUAAGCUUCCUCUGAAUUCUAUCUCAUACUCGUCUAGGGUUAAAGCUAUCAAAAAGCAAGGAUCAGGCGAGACACUUUUAGAGCUUGAUGAUGGCACUCAAUUGCUUGCCAAGGUUGAUAACACAAAAUUGCCCUUUCCUCUUUACUGACAAGUAAAUGUGCAAUUUACUUAAUCUCCUUAUAUGUUAGCGUGCCAUGAGAAAAUGAUACAACUGAACAUCUAGAGUACUUCAGAGAACAUUUUUUUUCUAAAAUGUUAUCCCAUUUGUUUUGUUAUAGUCAAUUGAGUGCUGCUUUUUUUGGCUA
Messenger RNA from Dendrobium catenatum, 877 nucleotides. RefSeq names its product monooxygenase 3-like. Lineage: Eukaryota; Viridiplantae; Streptophyta; Magnoliopsida; Asparagales; Orchidaceae. The transcript is spliced from 4 exons. The record is from RefSeq and is a predicted model, not a curated record. Gene Ontology annotation, molecular function: FAD binding. The coding region runs from base 121 to 720 and encodes 199 amino acids.